Sphenostylis stenocarpa is the source of this 1980-nucleotide messenger RNA. The record is from the annotation of a GenBank genome assembly. Lineage: Eukaryota; Viridiplantae; Streptophyta; Magnoliopsida; Fabales; Fabaceae.
AUGGUUGACAACAUGGACUUGCAGAUCUCCCUGGAUAAGUUACCAAUCAAGCGUUUGGAUUCCAUUGAAGAAAAUGGAAUGGAGCGAUUCCCACCAGAUGUGGAUUAUGAUGAGAAGCGGCUCUCCCUAAUCAGGCGAAUUGACUUUGCUUGGGCCAUUGAGAAGGAUGAGGAGAAGAAAAAGCAGAAGAAGAGCUCCAAGGAGUCCUCAACACCAUGGCAAUGGCAGAGCAUGGUAGAGAAUUUGCAAUUGGCACAUCAAGAGCUCUCUGUCAUCAUAGAUCUCAUCAACACUGUGGAAGCAAAUGAUGCAGUAACAGUGGCGAGCAUGACAAGACCAAAACUAUUACCAAAUGAAGCUUUGUCUGACCUAGCUGUAUCUGCAGCCACCAAGCUGCAAUGUUACCGUCAAGUUGGAAAAUACUUCAAGCAAUCUGCCAAGGCUUUUGAACAACAGGUUGCUCGGGAAGCCAGGUUUUAUGGUGCCCUUAUCAGAUUGCAGCAAAAUUGGAAGGUUAAACGGCAACGUCAGGCAGCUAUUGUUCCAGGGAAUGAAGGCUUCACCUUUGAUCUCUUUGAUAAUUCAUAUGAUCAAGCAUCUAUUAUUCGGUCUUUGUCUAUGUCCACUGUUCGAGUCAAUCAUGAUGCCGCUGGCAUGCUGGCAAUAAAUGUGUCUCCUGAUUUAUGCCAUUCUCUCCAAUUUGGUUUUGUUGGUGCACAAUCAGAUGAUACUCAGAGGAAAUCCAAAGAAAACUUCUCAGGUGAGCAUGGUUUGGGAGAAACUGGCAAAGAGUCCUUAAGUGAUGAAGAGUGUGUUAAGAAAACACAUUCACUCCUUCGCGAAGUACAUGAAGCAAUUUUCAAUGAGCAGGUGUUUGAUUUGGUGAAUCGAGAAGCAUUUACCACAGUUACAAAUGUUAGUGUGACUGGAAUACGGGAAAACUAUUUACAAUUAAGCUUAGAUCAAGGAACCUCUGUAUACUUAUCACUCGUGUCCAAUGUUCAAGAUCAUUCUACAGUUGAAGAUGAACUCAACAAUAAUGUUGAAAAUGCAAUGUUACCUCUAGAGUCGUCUGAUGGAAUGAAGCGUGAAGCCAAACAGAACACCCCCAAGAAAGGGCAGUUUUCUAAUUCUAUCUGUUAUGAGAUUUACAUUCAGCAGAUUUUUCAUGAGCAUAUAUUUGGAAAAGGUGGCGAAAAACCAAUUUCCUCUGGAAACCGUUCGUCUGGCGUACAGGCUAAGGAGGCCAAAGAUGGAUCCAAUCUUCUUGGUCAUUUUUUCAUGUCCUUGUCUCACAGGAUUUUUUCAACUAAAGUUCUUGCGGAGCUGGAAAACGUGGUAUACAAGGUCCCAUAUCUACAGCUAAUUUCUAAUCCCACGCGGCAUUCUCGGGCUUCGUCAUGGACUCUGUACGUGGUGGUUCCUCAGUCUAUCCUUCGUGGUAGCCAAACUAAAACAUCAGAUUAUUUUGAGAAAAAUGCUGUGAAGCGUCAAUUUUGGAUUAAGGUGAUGGUAAAUGACAAUUGCAUCAAUGUUAAAGCGGAAGGUUCUCCAAAUGUCGCAGGCUUGUUCAAGGGAAAAAUUGAGGAAACCCACUCAAUAAACAAAUAUAACUGCAACUUAGCUGAUCUUCCUGUGAUUAUUCUGCAGCAGGUUGCGAGCCAAAUUAUUAACUGGCUAUAUCAGGAAGCUUUGAUGGUUGGGAUAAAAGCAAAUCGGGACUUCUUAUGCUUAUCAUUUGAGCUGGAGCAGGGUGAAACACUUGGCCUGGUUGCAAGUGUUGAUCCAGAAGAUAGUGAAGGGUGUAUAUCUUGGUGGUUGGUCAUGGAGGACAGUUUUGCAGAGGAGCAAAAGCUUCAUAUGAACAUCAGUGAUGGUGCAUCUGAAUAUAGGAAAUUUCUCGGUCACUUGUCACUUGAUUUGUUAUACGCAACACUCAUCGACUUGGUAGGCUUGUGUAGUGGUGGCGGUUUUCAAUGA